AUGAAUCGUAACAGCUGUAUCAAGGAAUAUACAAAGUUACUCAUACCACUUAUGAUUGAAGAAUUAUAUGAAUUAUUGCGCGAAAAAAAGAAGCGUGUGUGGACAAGAAAAUGGAUUGCAAGAAGAUCAGAAUUUGGUGCUAGUAGCACACUUUUUAGAGAAUUGCAGUGGGAACUUUUGAGAAUGGAUGUAGAGCAUUUCAAUGCAUUAUUGGAAAGUGUCACUCCAAUGAUACAAAAAGAAAAUACUGUCAUGAGGCAAGCUAUACCUGCAAGGAUUAAACUACAGGUGGCAUUAACAUAUAUUGCAACAGGACUCAGCUACCGGUAUUUACAAGCCUUCUAUAGAAUAUCUCGAGCUGCAAUAUCGUUACUCCUACCAGAGGUAAUGGAUGCAAUAUAUGUCUAUUUGAAAGACUAUGUAAAGGGCACGAACAGUGUUGUGCUUAUGGCUGUUGUUGACCAUGACUACUGUUUCCGUUAUGUUAAUAUCGGAGCAAAUGGAAGAAACUCGGACAGUGGAAUUUUCAGAAAUAGCGCAUUAUACAGCGACCUUGAAAACAAUAUGCUACCAACAGGUGGUUUUUUAGUUGGUGAUGUUGCUUUUGCACUGAAGAGAUAUUUAUUGAAACCAUACAGUGGCACAAACCUCACAAGAGUACAAAAAAUAUUUAACUAUCGAUUAUCCAGAUCACGUAGAAUAGUCGAAAAUGCAUUUGGCAUCCUAACAAGCAGAUUUAGAAUAUUUCAAAAACCUAUACCAACUGACGUCAACACAACCAAUAACAUUAUUCGAGCCUCAUGUGCUCUGCAUAAUUGGUUGCGCCUAACAAGUCCCAGUUGUUACUUUCCAAAGGAUUGCGUGGACGUAGAAGAUAUUGACUCUGGAACAAUUGUUGAAGGGACUUGGGGACGAGAACUCAUAGCCACCUUGCCAUCUAUCACCGAUCACACUACCAAUAAUUCACCACGAAUAGCAAGAAAUCUCAGAGACAAGUAUGCCGAAUACUUUAGUGGAGCAGGUGCUGUUGUAUGGCAAGAUAGAAUGAUUUCAUAG
Molecule: messenger RNA, 1056 nt
Organism: Acanthoscelides obtectus
Lineage: Eukaryota; Metazoa; Arthropoda; Insecta; Coleoptera; Chrysomelidae
Source: the annotation of a GenBank genome assembly